UGCUGCCAUAGUAACGCCGCCGAGCGCACCGACGGGGCGGACCGAGCCUUCAGCGGGUGGUGGAGGUGGCUCAUACCCCGGUCCGGGGUGGGAACAGCGGCGGGACACCGCCAGGCCGUAGUGUCGGGGGAGCAGUGUUACUCUAACACAUCACCAAAAUGAGUGAAAAUGAAGACCAAGGAGAUCCAACGAAUAUGGGUAAUUUAACAGGAGGUGUAGAAUAUGAGGAUGAUUUUGAAAAAGACCUUGAAUGGCUAAUUAAUGAAGAAGAAGAAGAAAACCUUGAUGAAAGAGAGAAUCCUGAAAAAAAUGAAGAGGAUACUGAAGCACAAAUUGUUAGAGGUGCAGAUAGCUUAGAGGAAGACAAUGAGGAAAUGGAAGAAAAGCCAGAUCAGCUUUCAGAGGCAGAUGUAAAUGUGAAAGUGAGACCCUCCAAUGAAGAAAGUUUUGAAUCCAGAUCUGAUGUUAAACAGGGGGAUGACGUAUCUGAUACUGAUAGUGAAAGCUCUAUCCAGGAAUCCAAGCUGGAAAACCAGCAGGAACUGGAUGAGGAAGAAGAUGAAGAACUAAAGCGUUACAUCUUGGAAAAGAUUGAACAAGCCAACAAAUUGCUGGAGAAUCAGGCUCCCGUGGAUCAGAACAGAGAACGGAAAUUAAAAUUUAAGGAUAAGUUGGUGGAUCUUGAAGUUCCUGCUCUAGAAGAUGUUGAAAUUUGUAAAACUGACUUUGCAAAUGGAGAUGAUGUUUCAAAUAGGCUGUCUCAGUUGUGUAUUUCUAAUGAAAUGGGACAGGAAAGCACAUCACUUUCAUCACAUGCUGACAAGAACAAUGGAAAGAAGGAUGGUAAAAUCCUAGUGGAAAAAAGUGGGAAGUUUGAACUCUUAAGUUUACGUGAUAUUGAAAGCCAGGGCAUUUUGCCCCCAGUAAGUGUUUCUUUUACUGAUAUUGAAACUCAACACAUAUCUCCAAAAUCUUCACCCUGUAGUCCUCCUGGUGCUGCUUCUCAAAUGAACAAAGUACCUCCGGAAGGACCAGGAGCACAUGCUUUUUCUCCUGGUGGAGAUGAUAGUGUGUUUUUCCCAAAGCCUCCAUCUAACCUGAAGCAUCGUCCAAAUUCUGCCAUCAGUUCUGCAAAAGGUCUGGGAAAACGGAAGACUCCGCAGAGGGUGCAGUCUGCCAACAUGCCUGUGAGAAGCUCCACUUACUGUCUUUCUCCCAGACAAAAAGAAUUGCGGAAACAGUUAGAACAAAGGAAGGAAAAACUGAAGAAAGAGGAAGAAGAAAAGAAAAGGGAACAAGAAGAACAGAAGAGAAGAGAUAACGAGAUGGUUUUUAAAGCUUGGUUACAGAAGAAGAAAGAACAAGUGCAAGAAGAAAAGCGGAUUCGUCGUGCAAAGGAGCUAGAAGACUUGAACAGCAGAGAGAAGGACAGGAAUCCAGAAGAAGCCUUCAAGUUAUGGCUUAAAAAAAAGCACCAAGAGCACAUGAAAGAAAAACAGUUAGAAAUGUUGAGGCGCCAAGCUGAGGGAAUUGCCUUUUUUCCGAGAACAGAGGAAUGCAACAGAGCCUUUAAAGAAUGGCUAAAAAGAAAGAGAGAAGAAAAACGAGCAGAAGAACUAGCUGCUAAAGAGAGAGUGAGGCAGCUCAGACUAGAAGCCAGAAGAGCAAAACAGCUGCAGAACAUCCACUGUAUUAAUUCAGAGCCAAAAACUUUUCGCUUCACAAAUCAUUACAGUUGAAAGUUUGAUGUAAGCACAGAAUUCUUGGUGGCAAUCUUUUAAUUUUUAUGGCUUGAGUUUUUGUUCUUUACAGCUACUUUUUGUGGUGUGUUUAAAGCUUCAAACAAGUUUAAAAAUUACCUUCACUAACAACAAUUUUACUACCUAUUUGUAAUUUUGUUGAAGAAGCCUGCUUUUAUAUGUAACUAACUCAGGGAUUUUAUUGGUUUGACCAAGUCUUAAUGAGAUCGAUAGAUGAGGGUGGCAAAUACACAUUCCUGUCAUUAAAAGGCACUUUAUACUCAACUCCACCAUGAAUUCCUGGAUGCAGGCUAUUAUGUAAAAUGUUGACUUUUUGCUGGAUUAAUGUUGCUGUUUGCUGCUGCUUGAGAUGAAGACUGUACAAGGUGUUACGCUGUUGGAAAAUGCUGCUUCUUGUACCACUUUCUAUUGAGCUGUUGACCAGUUAAUUCCAACUGGAAGACUGUUUUAUUUUAGCUUAGGGAAAGUGGCCAUUGAAGGCUAACACAUGUGACUGUGCAACAGUCUUUGAAACUUAUUUCUGAGUCAUAGUAAUUUUCUAUCCCAUUAAAUUAAGUGGUUGUGUGAAUUAUGACCUUUACCAGUAUCAAGGUAGCUGGAUUAUUUGUAUAUGUGUCCAUGUUUGCUAAAUUAAUUAUAAUAAAUUAUACCACCUUACCCA
Messenger RNA from Melopsittacus undulatus (budgerigar), 2421 nucleotides. RefSeq names its product coiled-coil domain containing 181 (gene CCDC181). The transcript has 6 exons. Gene Ontology annotation, molecular function: microtubule binding. The record is from RefSeq and is a predicted model, not a curated record. NCBI's taxonomy places the organism in Eukaryota, Metazoa, Chordata, Aves, Psittaciformes, Psittaculidae. The coding region runs from base 159 to 1739 and encodes 526 amino acids.